This is a messenger RNA of Guillardia theta CCMP2712, 990 nucleotides long. RefSeq lists its product as hypothetical. Lineage: Eukaryota; Cryptophyceae; Pyrenomonadales; Geminigeraceae. The record is from RefSeq and is a predicted model, not a curated record. The annotation marks the transcript as partial. Gene Ontology annotation, cellular component: plasma membrane. The transcript has a single exon.
UUGGAUCUUGGGAAGGUGGUUCUGCCGUUGGGGGUCAGGUCGCAGUUCAUUUUCAAGCUCUUUGUCAUGAUGAAGAUUGUGCUGGGAGCUUCGGCUGGGUCCGCCUACUGCCUCGCAGGGAUGUCUCUGGUCUUACCGCUGCAGUUCAAUCGAGUUCGGGAAGAGUUCAUGGGAGCACAGCAGUGUCUGGGGAUCGUACCUAUCCUUGUCGGAGCGUUUAUACUUGGAUGCGGGAUGGCGCUGGCAGGGGGCUGCACAGGGAAGGUCCUUGUGCAAGUGGGUUCAGGCAUUCCUUACUCGUGGGUAACUCUCCUUGGCUGCUUCUCAGGUGCAGCUUUCUAUGGGAUAGUGCAAUCGAAGAUUGAGCCUUACCUGAUUGUUGGGAAGAUGAAGUCGCCCAAAUUGGAGGACUACGGGCCUCUGAAGAAAGUACCCUUCUUUGUGCUUGCGACUGGUCUUGCAGUCUGCAUGACGAUCGUCAUUGUUAUCCUCGAGGUUCUCUAUCCUUGGUAUGAGACUAUUCCAGGAGGGACGACGCUGUGGAGAACUGUGGUUCCACCUCAGUUUACGGGCGCGAUUCUCGGGAUCCUGCAGAUCCCGGCAGUUCUACUGUUGAACGAGACACUUGGAGGCAGCUCUGCGUACAUGACGUACACCUCUCAGUUUCUUCGCGUCUGCAAGGACUGCCCAGUUGUGCUGGGUCACCUCAACAGUUUCAGGACGGGGGUCGCCAACUCUUGUUCGGCCGUAGCGCUUGUGUUCACCAUCGCAGGAGCUGCGAUCUCAUCCAUCGCGGGAGGGACAUACGGGAAGUAUGAGGGGGUGUACCCGAUAGAAGCGUUUGCAGGAGGCUUUUGUGUUAUCUUCGGGAGCAGGCUUACUUCGGGAUGCUUCACCGGGCAUGUGUUUUCUGGUGUCGCGCUGCUGUCACUGAAGUCCAUGAUUGCGGCCCUCACGAUUUUCGCUGGAGCGAUCACAGUAGGAUUUGUG